This is a messenger RNA of Chelonus insularis, 5927 nucleotides long. RefSeq lists its product as uncharacterized. Gene Ontology annotation, biological process: actin cytoskeleton organization; regulation of cell migration. The transcript has 12 exons. The record is from RefSeq and is a predicted model, not a curated record. Lineage: Eukaryota; Metazoa; Arthropoda; Insecta; Hymenoptera; Braconidae. The coding region runs from base 432 to 3689 and encodes 1085 amino acids. Gene Ontology annotation, cellular component: plasma membrane; bicellular tight junction; cytoplasmic vesicle.
AUGAAAGAUUGCCCGAAUGAAUGUAAUGAAUAAUUGAUGUAAAUAUUAAGCAACUUUGUAAAGAUUUACAAUUCUUAUGAUAAUACUUUCAUUGAGUGUAAACAAUGUAGAAUUGAUGUGAUUGUUUUUUUCUUCUUUAUCGUUCUUGCUUUUCCCUCUCUUUCUGUACAUCCAAAUUUAUCUGAGUACAAAAAAGAUAGAAUUUAUCUUGUGAAACAUAAAAAAAGACAGUGGUCGCCGUCGUGACUCGUGAGAGUGCCCUCUUUUUACAUGUGUCGCUCUCUGACGAGGAAUGUGCCAACCAGUCAUUUUUAUUUCUCGUGCACGACGGGAUAAAGUGUACUAAUUUAUGAAAAUAUUAAGGAUUUUGACGUAUUAUUCGCAUCCACAUUAUUAUAAAUAUUAUUGAAAUAUACAAAUGAAUAUAUAAAAUGAGCUCUCUUCAACAAACUGGUAGAUUUCUACCUUUUACGAAUAAUAGCAGUAAUAUUCAACGCAAACAAUUAUCUACACAAGGCUUACCUCAAAGUUUAAGUGGCAGUGAUACAGAUGUAUCAACAUCAAACGAAAAUUUAAGUAAUGAAGAAAGGUAUGUUAUAAGACACACUGCUAGACAAGAACCUCAAGGUCAGGAAAAUCAACAGCAAAGUCCAUCAAGAUCUUCCAGUCAUAAAGAAAAUAUACCAAAUAUUCAAGGUAAUUUGAUUAACCGGAAUAGUCUCAAAGAUAGCUUGAAUGGAUCAAAUAGAAACAGCCUGAAGGAAAGCUUAAAUGGCUCUAAUCGAAAUAGUUUGAAAGACAGUAUCAAUGGCUCCAACAGAAAUAGUUUGAAAGAUAAUUUAAGCAAUCGAACGAGCGUAGGCUCAAAUCGUAGUAGUCUUGAUAUAUCAACGAGCUCUUAUAAUACACUUAUUAUUCAUAAUGCUAAUGAUGAAAACGGUUGGUCACCAUCUGGCCGCCUAUCGAGUAUUGUACGAGAUCAUGGUGACGUGGGUUACUUGUAUUGUGAAGGUGGAGGCAAAGGUCAUUCAAAUAGUCCAACAAUGCAGUCCCUAUCGAGUUUGCCUCAUGAUGAAAGAUUUUAUGAACAAUCGAACAAUGGUGGAUGUCAAGAAAUCAAUGAUAUUCCCGACGAUUAUCUUAAUCAAUCUCAGGUUUUAAAACAUCUUGCAAAAGAAGUUAAACCUUCGUAUAGUAGUAAGAUUCCCAGUCCUGGAAAUAAUUUGGAAAUCAGAGUCAGAGAAAAUGAUCGAGGCAAACAAAAUAAUAAUGAUUUUAACGAUCGUUCGCCGACGUCUUAUAAUUCGAUACUGAUGCCCGUGAAGAGUAAACACAGGUUGUUAGGACCUACUGAAAAAUUGACUUUGUCAAGAUCGCAGCCAGAUUUAUCUAGGAUUGGAAAGCUCGAUGAUGGCUAUGACUCUCCUGCUACUUCACCCCGACCUCAAACAAAAGGUAGAGAAGAAAUUGAUACAGGCACAAGAGAAAUAUGGCCUCCAUCUGAAAUGGUUCAAAUUUUAAUCCAAGAAAAUAGUGCGUUAAAGCUUGAGUUGGAGCGGUGUUAUAAUAAAGUAGCAAAAUCACAAAAAUUGGAACAAGAGAUAUCAAAAGUACACCGUGUGCACGAGGAAUUGGCUGCUUCUUGUGAGAGAAGAGAAAAACUCGAAAGAGCAGCCAGGCUAAGGCUUCAAAAUGACUGUCGGAGAUUGACUGAAUUGAAUAGAGCAUUAAGAGAUCAAAUUGAUUUGUUAUCUUCACGGUCAGACAAUCCACCAAUUGCCGAAUCGAUGCGAAAAGAAUUGACACAACGAGAAUUAUUGAUUGGACAACUUAUUACUCAAAAUAAAGAAUUGGCAGCAGCUAAAGAUAGACAAGAAAUCGAAUUAGCUGCACAACGGGCAACGUUACAAGAGCAACGAACACAUAUUGACAUUCUGGAUACAGCGCUUACGAAUGCACAAGGAAACGUCGUUCGUUUAGAAGAAGAAUGUCGUAAAAAACAAGUGUACGUAGAGCGAGUUGCACAAUUACAGCGAGCAUUAUCAUCUCUUCAAGCUUCCAGCGACCGACGAGAAGAAACUGAACGACAAUUGCGAGGUCAAUUAGAACGGGAAUUACGUGAAGGUGGAAAUGGAGCUCAUGGUAACGAGCAAUCAGUUAAUGGCGAGACACUGACCGAAUUAAAACGGCGAUUACGUGAAAAAGAUGAAAAAAUAAUGUCACUCGAAGGUGAUGUAGCAAAAUGGGAACAGAGAUAUUUAGAAGAAAGUGCCUUACGUCAAGCAGCUAUUGAUGCCGCCAGUCUUCCAAAGGAUGCCAAGAUUGCAGCCUUGGAGAAGACAAGCCAAGAUGCCGAAAAGUUAAUUGCCGAAGCACGAUCAGAGAAAAUGCGGCAUAUGGAUGAAGUUCAUGCAGCUCAAAAGAAGUUGGCUGACCUUGAAUCUCGAAUGAAAGAUCUUGAGUCAAAGCUUGCAGAAAGAGAUGCAAUGAUCCGAGUUCUCCAAAAACACACAUACGACAAAGACAGUAGUAGCUGCAGUGGAGUGGGAAGUUAUCCGGCUGUACAUUCCUCUCAUUCAAGUACAUCAGCCGAUCAUACGGGUUUGACAAGUACCCCAGAAUUAGUUUCACGUAUGUCAUCAGUAAGCAGUGUAUUGGGUGGAACAAGUGGAUAUGGCAGUACAGGAACGUAUGGUGUUACGGACUAUAAGUAUCGAAAACAAGGUAGUUUUGAGCAGACCAACAAAAGCCUUGAUGAUCAACUGAAAGAACUAGAUUCCCAGCUCCUCAGUAAGCGGGCACUUUGCUGUUUUCCAGGAUUCUCUAAUCCAGGCACUGCGUCGCGAAAAGGAAAAAUAUCCAAGCCACUAUUGGCGGGUGUAGAUAGCACAGGUAGUUCCAGUACUGCUUCCAGCAAGAGCCGUCUGUUGGACGACUCCGCAGAAGCUACAGGUGGAAUUAUCGAAUUUACUAGUACAUCUGCGAGAUUUAAAGGUACUGUGUCGCGAUUGUCUGAUGGUAAACCGGAGGAUAUGAUGCUAUUAGAAAAACAGGGAAGGACUUCGCAAAGACAAAGAAUGCAGGAAGGUGAUCAACCACGUAGGGCUGGUUCUUUGCCACCAAGUUCUCUGCCACGUCCACCAAGAGCUUUGAAAUCUGCUAAUUCUCGUUAUUGUCGAUUAAGUGAUACAGAAGCUCGAAAGAAAUCUGAUCCAGGGCCUGUUAUUGAUAGUGGGAUCAAAACUCGUGAUUCAGGGAAUUGUACUCUAGAGUAUGGAAGAUUUGACACCAAGGGUCAACGUAGGAAAAAAUCAGUUGCUGACAGUUUCGUGCAAAAUAACACUCUCAAAAAACCUUCCAGUGGAGAAUAUGAACGUCUAGGUGAAAUAGAAAGGAAAAAACUUGUAAUUAGUGAUGUCAAACAUCGAGAAACGCAGGGACGUUCGUUGAUACCACCACCAUCACGUCGCAUUGGUGAAUAUGGAAGACUCAGUGAUGGUGAUGCUAAAGCCACACUCAGAAAACAAUCUGGCAUUUCUCGUGGACUCAGUACUGGCAGCACAGUCAGUAGCAAAAGUGGAGGUCGUGAUUCUGGUGGUACUGCCAGCAGUGAAGCAUCAACCUCUUCACUGCCACCCACUAAAGCAAGGUCUAUACCACGACCUAGCAAUUACCGGAUCCAAUUUUAACCCUUUACGACGAGUAUGUGAUGUCAAAGAUAAUAUAUUUAUUGGAGGAUAAAAUAUAACCUUGUAAUUAAUAUAAUCAUUUGGAAUCUCAGAAUAGAUUGGUGUCUCGCUCUAGUACGCUUGAUUUUUAUCACGCCAUAACAGUAACAAUCAUAGUAUUUUUUAAUACUGAUUUGUUAAAUCAAUUCAUCGAUACAAGUGUUCUCUUUAGGCCUCCCAUUUUACAAGCCAUUAUGUGGAUAUUUUCUCAAAUAUAUACAAUAACAUAGAAUUAGGAAAAACUAGUCAUUACCAAAGUAUCAAAGUUUCUUCGAAAAAACAGCGUCUCUGUUUAGAAAAAAAAAAUUAUCUUCUUUCAUAAAAGUUACUGGUGACAGUGCCUUCAAAUAAUUUCUUUUUACACUGGUCAGUACAAUUGUUAAAAAAAAAUUCAGUGCCUUUUGAAAAUAAAAAUAAUAUUCAUACAUAUUUUAUUAAAUAUGUAUUAAUGAUAAUAAUGAUCUUUAAUAUAGCGUAGGGUUUCAUAAGACUGAAAAAAGUAAAUAUUGAUGAAAAAACAACAAUUAUUAAAUUAAUGAUAAAUUUUUUUUAUGAGUUUUGAUUUAUUAUACACUUUGAUAUUUAAUUAUGAAAAAAUGUGGUGAAAAUUUAAUGAGAAUUUUAAUCACCCGUUGUACUGUACCAGAUAAUUAAGUCGACGCGGUUAAUUUUAUAAUUCAUUGCACACCAAAGGUCGAUCCUUUUCUUACUAUAUUAUACAAAUGUAUUCUAAGUGCAUAUACAAAUGACUAGUAAUAUAAUUGUCAUAAUAAUAAUUAUUAUCAUAAAUAUUUAUUCGUGCUUGUGUUAGAUAUGUGAUAUCUGAUAUAGGUACACAAUUCGUUAAUCAAUGACAAUGAUGAUGCUGAUAAUAAUGAUUUAUAAUAAUAAUAAUAAAAUAAUAGAGUGCUGUAGUGGUUAGCAGGAUGUUAUAUAUACUAUUUAUAUCAUAAGCUGUUUUAUUAAUAAUUCUUUGAUUGUGAUGUAGUAUAGAAUAGAUCAACUGAAUUUUAAUCGUUGCUUUGUAGUGUAACAUUUCAUUUGUAUGUAUGAGAAGUAAUGAGAAUUUUAUUCUAUUUGUCAAUUUGAUAUAUAUGUUGCAUAUCAGGUGAUUUUCAAUGACAAUCUUGCAUUUUGUUUAAAUUAUUCUUCUGUAAUAGUCAAUUCAUACAAUUUUUAUAUGGAACAUUUUUAUGCCAAGUCUGCCAAAAAGAUUUCGGAAAUUUUCGGUUUUGAUAGGAAGAAUCUGAUUGAUCAUUUCUUCAGACUGAAAAUGAUUUUUUACUCAAAUUAAUUAUUUUCUCCAUGCAGUUAUAAUAUUUUUUGUAAAAAAGACUUCAAUAUUGGUUCAUUAUGAAUACUUUUUUUUAAUUCAAUAGAAUAUUUAAAGAGUUAGAUAUGUGAUUUAUUUUUCUACGGAAUUCUUACUUUUAUAAAUCAAAGUAUUAUUGAAUAAAUUAAUUUUUAAAUAAAAAAAAGCCGAAAACAACCGAAAUUGACUUUUUGUUAGGAAGAUUAUUUAAAAAAAGAACAAAUGAUAAUAAUAUUGAAAGUACCUAAUAACUUAUGCAAGAAUACCAAAAUCUGUUGUCACCAAAGAUAAGUUUGCGUGUUAUACUCGUUGCUAUACGUUGUAACCAAAUAUUUGAUAAAUAUUUUUGCGUUUUACUCGUAUAGUUAAAACGAUGGAAGUUAAAUGUAAAGAUAUCAGAACUGUUAAACGUUUGCUCUCUAUUUUUGAUACAGCCAUAUUGUUAAUCCUCGUUUUUUAGUUUCCACAUGUUUUUAUUUAUUUAUCAAUUGAUUCUAAGUUUAACGAGGAAUUAUCAAUAUCCGUACUGCCAUCGUAUUUUCAACGAAAUUUUUUUAUUUAUUCUUUUGUAUUUAAAGGUUUUUAAUCAAAUUUUGUAAUAUUUUACAAGCCAUAAAAAAAUUUUCUGAUAUUUUCCAAUGCUGAUGAUUAAUAUUCGGCUAGAAAAUAGACAGUAAGCGAUCUUUGUUACAUGGGUGUUUUAUUUUGUGGAAAGCGUUUCGUGGCUCAAGUAUGGAUGCUAUUUUAGCUUUACUAACAAUUACAUUAAUACGAAUGUACCGUUUUAUUGAUAAUAAUGAUGAUUGCUUCCAAUACUUUAAUUACAUUGGUACAUAAUAAUCUGAUGUAAAGGAAUUGUACGAAAUACAAACCCUGUUGUGAAAAUA